Molecule: messenger RNA, 3154 nt
Organism: Cyprinodon variegatus (sheepshead minnow)
Lineage: Eukaryota; Metazoa; Chordata; Actinopteri; Cyprinodontiformes; Cyprinodontidae
Gene: nod2
Product: nucleotide binding oligomerization domain containing 2
Exons: 11
Coding region: 144-3104 (986 amino acids)
Biological process (GO): regulation of apoptotic process
Molecular function (GO): protein binding
Source: RefSeq, a predicted model, not a curated record
CUUAAGCUCUCAAGCAUAUCUGCAAAAAUAACAGAUGCAGAGAAGAGAGCUUUGUUGCUGAAAUAUUGCAGAUGUUACUGUACGCCUGAGGCAGUAGAAGUAUGACUUGACUGCCAGGGCAUGCCAGCUGAGGUGAGAAAGACAUGCUUUCCCAGGAGGUUUUACUGAAACAACGUGCUGAAAUUCUUCACGCCCUCUGCAGCAGUGGGUCAUCUGAGCAUCUCGAAAGAGUUGUGGAUAUGCUGCUCGCCCAAGGGGAGCUCGGAUGGGAGGAUUAUCAAAAUGUGCUGGUACCAGGAAGGACCCUUUAUUGCAAUGCAAGGCAACUGCUCGACCUGGUUUAUACGAAAGGUGCCGAAAGCUGUGGGCUCUUCUUUGCUGCUGUCAAACAGGUCUUGCCGGAAGCACAGGGAGCUGGUUUAUUCUCUUCAGAAUUCCCUUCCAGUUCAGAUGACAGAGAAAAGCCUCAGAGAACAUUUACCGAGGCACUCUUGACUCAAAGGCCAAGUCUCAUCAGCAAACUCCAAGGCUGCCUUGAUGGUGUUCUGGCAGCUCUUGUGGAAUCAGGUCACUUUUCCUCCUCAGAUUGUGACGGAGUCCAGCUGCCUAUUCACACCCCCUCCCAACAGGCAAGGCGUCUACUUGAUCAUGUCAGAUCCAAAGGAGAGUCGGCAGCUGCUGUCGUCCUGCAGUAUGUUGAGCACACCCAGGAAUCUCGUCCAACCCUGGAGGAGACAUCUCCAACCCUUAACAAAGAGUUUGUAAAGUACCGCAAGAAGCUGAGCCGCUCUGUGUCAGCACAGUCUCGCUUCCUCAGUACUUAUGGAGGGACCAGCCAUAUGCCAUUAGAUGACAUCUACACUGAUCUCCACCUAGAGCUACCGAACAGCAGUGGUGAUGACUACAAAUCCUUUGAUUUUGAGGACAUAUUUGGUCCUGUUGGAACAGUAAAUGAAGAUGCAGACACAGUGCUGGUAUCUGGAGAGGCGGGGAGUGGAAAGAGCACCUGGCUGCAGAGGCUGCACCUUCUCUGGGCUCAAGGAGUUGGCCUUCAGAACUUUGUCCUGCUGUUUCCAUUCAGCUGUCGCAGGUUGAACUCAGAGCAGAGGGAUCUGUCAGUGAAGGAGCUACUUUUUCAGCACUGCUGCUGGCCAGACAGAGAGCAGGAGGAGAUCUUCCAGUUCAUUCUGGAUCACCCUCAUCUUGUCCUCUUUACCUUUGAUGGUCUAGAUGAGCUUAAGCAGAACUUGGUGGAUGAACAUAUAAUUUGCUGCCCCAACCAGCAGGCACCUGUUCAUGUACUAUUAUUCAACUUAAUCCAGGGUUCUCUAAUGAAAGGGGUGAGAAAAGUUGUUACCAGUCGUCCAGAAGCAGUGGGGCCUGGUUUGAAAAAACACUUACAGAAAGAGGUACAUCUGAAAGGCUUCUCACCUUCUGGCAUUAACUGCUUUGUGAGAAAACAUCACAAUGAUCCCAAUGAGGCUGCUAAGGUCUUGGAGUCUCUACAGGCAAACACAGCUUUACUUGGACUUUGCCACAUUCCAGUUCUCUGCUGGAUAGUCUCACAGUGUCACAAGGAGCUGCUUGGAUGUGGAGAGGGAAGUCCUCAAACAGUUACUGAUGUUUACCUGAUGAUCUUACAACACUUUUUCCAGCACCACAGCACCUUUAAGGGAGCUGUUGGGGUAAACUGGCUGCAGCAGAACCUUGGGACAGUCUUGCGUCUUGGCCAGCUCGCCUUAGAGGGAAUAUUAAAUUCCAGUUAUGUCUUUUCAGUCACAGACUUGGAAACAUGCAGCCUCACUGAGUCUGAUAUCUGCAUGGGCUUUCUCAUUCAAACCAAAAACAUGUCCCUGGUCCACAGCAUAUGCUAUGAAUUUCUUCACAUCACAAUGCAAUGCUUCUUUGCCGCUAUCUAUACUAUUUUAUCAAGUAACACUGGCCGCUCAGUUAUCCCUAAGCUCUUUGAACUGCAUGAAAUGAAGAAAAGAAGCCUCAGUAGUGCAUGUUUCUAUCUGCCUUGCGCUAAUGAACAGACUAUUUCAGAGGACCAUUCUACCACAGCAGAAUCCCCAAAUCUGCAAAUCACAGCCACCUUUGCUUCUGGACUCCUGUCCCAGAGGUAUCGAAAGCUCUGGUUUCAUUGCAGUUCAAGUGUUUUGCUGGAGAAGAAGGCCAAACAAGCAGCGAAAUGCCUUUCAAAAGGCAUGCAGCAACAUUUCAAGUCGAUCCCUCAACCUGUGCAGGGGGAGAAGAAGAGUAUGCAUGCUAUGCCAGAAUUUGUCUGGCUCAUUAAAUGCAUCUAUGAGAUGCAGGAGACCAGGAUUGCUAAAGAUGCCAUGAGUAAGUUAGAAGUUGACCACUUGAAACUGACAUACUGUAACAUUGGCCCUGUGGAGUGCACAGCACUUGCUUUUGUGCUCCAACACCUAAAGAAUCCUGUAGGAAUCCAGCUGGACAACAACUCCGUGGGCGAUGUUGGAGUGGAGCAGCUUCUUCCCUGCAUGCACGUUUGUAACUCUUUGUACCUCAGAAAUAAUAACAUUACCGACGAGAGCAUCCGCAAAUUGAUCGAUAAAGUCAUCCACCUUGACAACUUCCGGAAAAUUGCGCUCUUCAACAACAGGCUAACUGACGCUUGCACACAGCAUUUUUCUUACCUGCUAAAGACCAAACAAAAUUUCCUGUCCUUAAGGCUGGGUAACAACAAUAUUACAGCAGAGGGAGCAAAGCAGCUGGCCGAAGGACUGAAAUUCAAUAAUUCACUGCAGUAUUUAGGGCUAUGGGGCAAUAAGAUAGGAGAUGAAGGAGCCAAGGCCCUUGCAAGUGCUUUACAGAACAGCAAUUCCAUUGUCUGGAUCAGCCUUGUAGGCAAUGGUGUUGGAAGUGCAGGGGCCAUUGCCCUCUCUAACAUCAUCAGGAACAGCACAUCGCUGGAGGAGCUCUGGUUGACUGAGAACUGCAUAACCAGAACAGGAGUGGAGUCUCUGACUCAAGCUUUGAAACACAAUGAUCAUGUCAAGUCAGUAUGGUUGAAAAAUAAUGACCUCAGUUCAGCAGAGGUUGAAGAACUGCAGAAGACUGAAUCAAGACUGGUUUUCUGAGUUUGAUAUCCUGUCACUCUGGGAAAUAGCUUUUUGCAUUGUUGUAACAA